CCAAAUUAGGGUUUAUCAUGAAGACCCCCUUUUCUCUUCUCUCCACUUUCGAGCUUGCCAUUGAGACCCUAGCUUAGAGCUUAGUUUCUCUUCAGAUCUCAGAGCUCGCAAACUCAACAUGGCAAGGGGAUUGAAGAAGCAUUUGAAGAGGCUUAAUGCCCCCAAGCAUUGGAUGCUUGACAAAUUGGGUGGUGCUUUUGCACCUAAGCCGUCAUCUGGACCACACAAGUCUAGGGAGUGCCUUCCACUGAUACUCAUCCUGCGAAACAGGUUGAAGUAUGCCCUCACAUACCGGGAAGUUAUUGCUAUUCUGAUGCAGCGUCAUGUGCUUGUUGAUAACAAGGUCAGGACUGACAAGACAUAUCCAGCUGGUUUUAUGGACGUUGUAUCAAUUCCCAAGACAAAUGAGAACUUUCGCCUUCUCUAUGACACCAAGGGCCGAUUCCGUCUCCACUCAAUCCGCGAUGAGGAGGCCAAGUUUAAGCUCUGUAAGGUUCGCUCAGUUCAAUUUGGGCAAAAGGGUAUCCCAUACCUCAACACCUAUGAUGGUCGCACCAUCCGCUAUCCUGAUCCUCUCAUCAGGGCUAAUGACACCAUUAAGUUGGAUCUUGAGGAAAACAAGAUUGUUGAUUUCAUCAAAUUCGAUGUUGGGAAUGUUGUUAUGGUCACUGGUGGAAGGAACAGAGGGCGUGUUGGAGUGAUCAAGAACAGGGAGAAGCAUAAGGGAAGUUUUGAGACAAUCCAUGUUCAGGAUGCCAUGGGACAUGAAUUCGCAACCCGUAUGGGCAAUGUGUUCACCAUUGGCAAGGGAUCAAAGCCGUGGGUGUCACUUCCAAAGGGCAAGGGUAUCAAGCUUACAAUCAUUGAGGAAGCUAGGAAAAGGACUGCCGCACAACAGGCCGUCACUGCUUAAAAUCUCAGAAGGAAUAGACAUGAGUGCUUGGUAGUUUCGUGAUUCACUGUUUUUGUUUUCUCUUAGCUCAAGAUCUUUUAUCUAUUGAAUUUUGAAUGUUUUGAAUUUUGCUCUACACUAAUGACUUCAUUCCGCCUGCUAUAUUUAUGAACAAAUAUUAUCCUUCUAAAA
Molecule: messenger RNA, 1084 nt
Organism: Arachis duranensis
Lineage: Eukaryota; Viridiplantae; Streptophyta; Magnoliopsida; Fabales; Fabaceae
Product: 40S ribosomal protein S4-1
Exons: 5
Coding region: 119-913 (264 amino acids)
Biological process (GO): translation
Cellular component (GO): ribosome; cytosolic small ribosomal subunit
Molecular function (GO): RNA binding; structural constituent of ribosome
Source: RefSeq, a predicted model, not a curated record